This is a messenger RNA of Labrus mixtus (cuckoo wrasse), 3337 nucleotides long. Its product is annotated as ras GTPase-activating protein nGAP-like. Gene Ontology annotation, biological process: regulation of GTPase activity. Lineage: Eukaryota; Metazoa; Chordata; Actinopteri; Labriformes; Labridae. The record is from RefSeq and is a predicted model, not a curated record. The annotation marks the transcript as partial. The transcript has 10 exons.
CUCCUCUUUCUCCUCCUCUUCCUCUUCCUCCUCUUCUUCCUCUUCCUCUUCUUCCUCUUCCUCCUCCUCCUCUUCCUCCUCCUCUUUCUCUUCCUCUUCCUCCUCCUCCUCCUCCUCUUUCUCUUCCUCUUCCUCCUCUUCCUCCUCUUCCUCCUCCUCCUCUUUCUUCCUCCUCUUCCUCCUCUUCCUCCUCCUCCUCUUUCUCCUCCUCCUCCUCCUCUUUCUCCUCCUCCUCCUCUUUCUCCUCCUCUUCCUCUUCCUCCUCUUCUUCCUCUUCCUCUUCUUCCUCUUCCUCAUGUUCAGGACUUCCUCACUGACCUGGUGAUGUCAGAGGUGGAUCGUUGUGCUGACCACGACGUCCUGAUCUUCAGGGAGAACACGUUGGCCACAAAGGCCAUCGAGGAAUAUCUGAAGCUGGUGGGACAGAAAUACCUGCACGACGCCCUCGGUGAGUUCAUCAAAGCUCUGUACGAGUCGGAUGAGGUGUGUGAGGUGGAUCCCGGCCGCUGCUCGGGCAGCGAUCUGUCUGAACAUCAGAGUAACCUGAAGAUGUGCUGCGAGCUCGCCUUCUGCAAGAUCAUCAACUCCUACUGCGUGUUUCCUCGCGAGCUGAAGGAAGUCUUUGCGUCCUGGAAGCAGCAGUGCGUUGCUCGCGGCCACACGCAGGACAUCAGUAAGCGUCUGAUCAGCGCCUCUCUCUUCCUGCGCUUCCUCUGCCCCGCCAUCAUGUCGCCGUCGCUCUUCAGCCUCAUGCAGGAGUACCCGGACGACCGCACGUCCCGGACGCUCACGCUCAUCGCCAAAGUCAUCCAGAACCUCGCCAACUUCACCAAGUUUGGGAACAAGGAGGAGUACAUGGCCUUCAUGAACGACUUCCUGGAACACGAGUGGGCGGGGAUGAUGCGUUUCCUGUCUGAGAUCUCCAACCCAGAGACUCUGUCCAACACGCCGGGCUUCGAGGGUUACAUCGACCUCGGCCGCGAGCUGUCCGUGCUGCACGCUCUUCUGUGGGAGGUGGUGUCACAGCUCGACAAGGCCACCGUAGCGAAGCUGGGCCCGCUGCCGAGGAUUCUGGGAGACAUCUCUCGCUGCCUGGCGGCGCCCACGCCGGUCCAGCAGCAGCUGCGACGCUUCCAGGAGCACAACUCGGCGCACAACAUCAGCGGCAGCCUGUCGUCAGGGUUACAGCGGAUCUUUGAGGACCCCGCCGACAGCCGCAGCGACGCCCGCAGCCUGCAGUCCCAGGAGCUGAUGGAGGGUUACGGUCGAGGUCAGCGCCCCCUGCUGGCAAAGCAGCAUCCCUCCACCCACACCAGCUUCUCAGACCACGAGGAGCGGGACAGCCCGCUACCCAACGGACGCAGCAUCUCCAUGGUGGACCUGCAGGACGCUCAGAGUCUGCACGGCCCCCCAGGACCGCCGCCGCACCACGAGGCCCCACCCCGACUCAGCAGAGUGGGCUCGCAGGCCUCCAUUGGACACGCCCCGCCCCCCCCUCUUAACUUUCCCCACUCCAACCCUCUCACCCCCCAGCCACCGCCCCACCAGAUCAAAGCCCCGCCCAGAGACGCUCAGCCGCAGAGCGCGCCGCAGGUGAGGCGGCCGCUGCACCCGUCGCUCAGCCAGCAGCGCAGCCUGCAGCCGCUCUCCUUCCAGAACCCGGUCUACCACCUGAGUAACCCCGCCCACAGCCUGUCCACACGCUCCGCCCACUCGCUGCACCGCGACUCCAGCUCGGAGAACCUGAGCACCGAGAGCUCCCACAACAGUCACAGCAACUCGGACGACUUCGGCAGCCAGGUGGGCGUCAAAGGCCGCGUGGCGUCCAACAGCAGCCUAGACGAGCUGGGCAGCAGGCGGAGCACGCAGAGCGAGGAGUGUUCCACGCCACGCCGACACGCACCGCCGGACCUCCCACCUGGCGCUGCCACAGCCGUCGCCAUCCCCCGUCAGAGCACGACGGCGGGUACCGCCCACAUUGUCAAGGUAGAGCAGCAGAGCAGGGCAGGGGGCGGAGCCAGGACGCCACGCUCAAUCCCUCAAACCUCGUCGCUUCGUAGCAGCAGCAGCGCCAACACCGAGCCGACGCCCGCCACAGGCCAGGCCAACCGCCAGCAGACCCCCUCCUCUGUGGAGAACGUGGCGCCGCCCACGAGGAGCGCCACCAAGCAGGCACAGCAGGUGGUGUCUCCGGUGGAGACGGUGGCGGUGGCGAUGUCGCCAGUGGAGAGGACGGCGGCCUGGGUGCUCAACAACGGACAGUACGAGGAGGAGGAGGAGGAGGGAGGAGAGAAGAGCAGAGAGGAGGGCAAGAACACGGAGAAGUACGAGCUGGAGAUCUCCCGUCUGAAGGAGCGUCUGCGGGUGUCGGGGCGUCGUCUGGAGGAGUACGAGCGGCGGCUGCUGACUCAGGAGCAGCAGAUGCAGAAGCUCCUGCAGGAGUACAAGAACCGCCUGGAGGACAGCGAGGAGCGUCUGAGGAGGCAGCAGGAGGAGAAGGACAGCCAGAUGAAGAGCAUCAUCUGCAGGCUGAUGGCGGUGGAGGAGGAGCUUAAGAGGGACCACGCGGAGAUGCAGGCGGUGAUCGAAGCCAAGCAGAAGAUCAUCGACGCUCAGGAGAAGCGGAUCUGCUCCCUGGACGCGGCGAACUCCCGGCUGAUGUCGGCGCUGGCGCAGGUGAAGGAGCGCUACAGCACGCCGAACCUCCGCAACGGCCUGUCACCCACCAACCCCACCAAACUGUCCAUCACUGAGAACGGCGAGUUCAAGAACAGCAGCUGCUGAUUGGUCCGGGCGGGACACGAGGAGGCGGAGUUUAAAUAGUCUGAAUUUAAAGAGUCUAUAAAUACGAGUGUAAAUACUGUGUGUGUGUGUGUGUGUGUGUGUGUGUGUGUGUGUGUGUGUGUGUGUGUGUGUGUGUGUGUGUGUGUGUGUGUGUGUGUGUGUGUGUGUGUGUGUGUGUGUGUGUGUGUGUGUGUGUGUGUGUGUGUGUGUGUGUGUGUGUGUGUGUGUGUGUGUGUGUGUCACAGAAGCACAGUGAGGAAGAAACGAACCAAAAACUCAAAACGCACUCGACUUUUUCUAACUGACUUUUUUUAUGUUUUUUGUUUUUUUCUCCUCGAGUGGAUUUUUAUUUUGUGUUAUUUCAGAGUGGAUUUCUUCUACUUUUAUUUGACCUGACGAGCUGUUGUUGUUGUUGUUGUGUUCUGAGGUUUUUAAUUUAUUCCUCCACGUCGCCCCCUUGUUGCUCAUCUACUGUACUGACUCCUGUAGGGUCAGGGUCAAAGGUCACACCUGUCUGCUGUCCACAUGUGGAGAAUAAAAGCUGCCUGAAAGC